Molecule: messenger RNA, 417 nt
Organism: Schistosoma bovis
Lineage: Eukaryota; Metazoa; Platyhelminthes; Trematoda; Strigeidida; Schistosomatidae
Source: the annotation of a GenBank genome assembly
AUGGAGGACAGUUCUCCGGCUCUUAAUGUAAAUAUAACUUCAUCGGUUGAGGAGGAGCUUGAAAGCAAAAUCAAGGCAAAAUAUCCAGGUCUCAACAAACAAGGUGUUGGCUCCCUGUUAUUGCAAAAGCGAUUGAAUCGUGGGCAUAAAUACUUUGAUUCUGGAGACUAUAAUAUGGCAAGAGCAAAGAUUUUGCAACAGCAAAAGCAUGUACUCCCUCCUCAAACAGAAGAAGCUAUUCUUCAUGAAUCGACGGGGGAAACUAUGGCUACUCCUGACAGUGUACCUGCAGUUCGUAAAAAAUCCAUUCUAUCUCCAAAUGGUGUAGAGUCUGUGGUUAAUCCUGUCGCUGUUUCCGCUGCAUCGAAGGCUUCAUUAUCGCAUCCAACCGACAGUUUCAGUCUCUUGUCAACAUAA